Molecule: messenger RNA, 2243 nt
Organism: Ipomoea triloba (trilobed morning glory)
Lineage: Eukaryota; Viridiplantae; Streptophyta; Magnoliopsida; Solanales; Convolvulaceae
Product: peroxidase 10-like
Exons: 10
Coding region: 327-2243 (638 amino acids)
Biological process (GO): response to oxidative stress; hydrogen peroxide catabolic process
Cellular component (GO): plasmodesma; plant-type cell wall
Molecular function (GO): peroxidase activity; heme binding
Source: RefSeq, a predicted model, not a curated record
UAGUUUCCAUGCAUGUGCUGCGUACAUACAAAAAAUAAAGAUAUAUAAGUAUUGGCUGGAGCCAAACUUGUGAUCGGAUCUAUAGUUGAUUUGAUAAUUACAAGAUUUGAAGUCCAGCCUUUUACGUCAGUUAAUUGUGGUCAUUUGCCCGCUAGGAUCACAUGGCAGGUUUUGUAAAUGAAAGCUAAGUAUUGUAUAUAUAUAUAUAUUAAAGAGCACAGCCUCUCAUCUAGCUUCCUAUUUAAUUGAAUGCCAUUUCUCAUCAGUAUUAUCUAUGAAUUGGCUGCAGUAGCCACUGCAAACAAAAUAGUCAAUUAACUACAACAAUGGAGUUUAGCCAUCACCACCAUAACCUGAUUCUGGUUUGCAGUUUCUUUCUGGUGUUUUGUGUUGUUGCUUCUGAAGCAAGUCACCUUAAAAAGCAUUUUUACAAGAAAGAAUGCCCUUACGUGGAAGAAAUCGCCCGGAGCAUAACAUGGCAGCACACCUCCAGUAACCCUCAACUCCCCGCCAAGCUUCUCAGAUUGCACUUCCAUGAUUGCUUUGUCAGGGGAUGCGAUGGAUCCAUAUUAUUGGACUCGACGACGACCAACAAGGCAGAGAAAGCAGCAUUCCCAAACCUGUCUCUCGCAGGUUUCGAGGUCAUCGACGAAAUCAAGGCUGCAAUAGAAGUAGAAUGUCCCGGGGUUGUUUCUUGUGCUGAUAUUGUAGCUUUGGCUGCUAGAGACUCGGUUUCGUAUCAGUUCAAGAAGAAGAUGUGGUCUGUGCCAAUGGGGAGAAGGGAUGGGAGCAUUUCACAAGCAAGCGAGGCCUUAUCUAACCUUCCCUCACCCUCCUCUAACUUCUCCACCCUCGUUCAACGUUUUGCUAGUAAAGGGCUUGGUGUCCAUGACCUAGUCAUUUUAUCCGGUGGUCACACGAUUGGUAUGGGACAUUGCAACCUAUUCAGCAAAAGGCUAUACAACUUCACAGGAAAUGGAGAUCAAGACCCAUCCUUAAGCCCUUCGUAUGCAGACGUGUUAAGAACAAAAUGCAAGAACCUUAACGACACAAGUGCGGUGGAGAUGGAUCCCGGCAGCUCCCAUGAUUUCGAUACCGACUACUUUGUCAUCCUUAAGCAGAAAAUGGGGCUGUUUCAAUCUGACGCAGCCCUCCUUACAGAUUUUCAUGCCAGGAAGAUUGUGGACAAAAUGGUUGAUCAAGAUUUCUUCUUCAAAUCCUUUGCUAAUUCCAUGGAAAAGAUGGGAGCCAUCCAAGUCCUCACUGGGAAUUCUGGGGAAGUUCGCAAGAAUUGCAGAGUUCCCAAUUGUCCUCUGAAAAAGAAUUUUUACAAGAAAGAUUGCCCUCGCGUGGAAGAGAUUGUUCAGAACAUAACAUGGCUGCGCACCUCCGACAACCUUGAACUGGCUGCCAAGUUUCUCAGGAUGCACUUCCAUGAUUGUUUUGUCAGGGGAUGCGAUGGAUCCAUAUUGUUGGACUCAACUCCCACGAACAAAACGGAGAAAGAAGCAAUCCCAAACAGGUCCCUAGCAGGGUAUGAUGUUAUUGACGAAAUUAAGGUUGCUGUAGAAGCUGAAUGCCCUGGAAUUGUUUCUUGUGCUGACAUUUUAGCUUUGAUUGCUCGGGACUCCGUUUCAUUUCAAUUCAAAACACCGAUGUGGUCGGUGUUGAUGGGAAGAAGGGAUGGUAGCAUUUCACAAGAAACUGAGGCCUUGGCAAACCUCCCCUCACCCUUCUCUAACUUUUCCACACUCCUUCAAAAUUUUGCUAGUAAAGGACUUGAUGUUCGUGAUCUUGUUAUUUUGUCAGGUGGUCACACAAUUGGUGUAGGGCAUUGCAACAUAUUCAGCAACAGGCUGUACAACUUCACAGGAAAGGGAGAUCAAGAUCCAUCCUUGAGCCCUUCAUAUGCAGACGUAUUGAGAACAAAAUGCAAGAAUCUUCAAGACACAAGUGCAGUGGAGAUGGACCCUAGCAGCUCCCAAGAUUUCGAUGCUAACUACUUUGUCAUCCUUAAACAAAACAUGGGAAUGUUCGAAUCCGACGCAGCACUUCUGACCGAUGAUAAGGCCAGCAGGAUCGUUGACAAAAUGGUUGAUCAAGAUUUCUUCUUCAAAUCCUUUGCUAAGUCCAUGGAAAAUAUGGGAGCCAUCCAAGUCCUCACUGGAACUUCUGGAGAGGUUAGAAAGAAGGCCUUGGUUCGUGGGUUUCUAUCCCUCCUGAUUGUAUCACUGAGUUAUUGA